GAGUCAGAUUUAUUUAUUUUUUUUAGACAAAUAUCUCGGUAAGCAUCUCGAAAUGUUAUAGCUUCACUGCAUAUUGCAAAAUACACCGGUGGUACAACUAAGAAGCUCAGGACUCCCUUCUGCACCCGUGGAAACUCUGUUAUAGAGUUAUGUGAUUCGGACUUCAGGGGAUGUGACCCGAGGCGACAGCAUCCGGCCUUGCCUAGACAGAGCUAGAGCUCCUAGGCAGCUGUGGACCCCGGCACGUAACCGAGCGCCACAAAUGCCACCCACCCAAGCAUGCGCAAUCCAGACCCCGGAGUUGCUAAGGCCCCCAAGAAGAUAAGAGACUCAGGAUAUAAUGAGAGCCAAUCCGAGGACGCAACAGCCAAUCGGCCAGCCAAUCCAGAUUCGAGAUUAAAUCAAGUACUCAGCAGUCGGCUUGCCCCACCCGUGUCCAAUCAGGGAGCCGGCUACUUUGGGCGGACUUUUCAAAACAGCGAAAACAAAACAAAUCGGGGGACCUUUAAAAGGUGUGAGGCGUCCAGAAGCGAUCUCCUUCCGCUCUCCGACCGGCUCGCUCAUCUUUGCUCCCUUCCGGUUCCAUCCUGAAAUGGGGCUGGAAUCCAGAUUCCACUCCCGGUCCUAGAUCCUGGCUCGGCAAUGCCAAGAGGAACAGAAGGGGCUAAGAGAGGCUGAGAACUGAGGCUUGGAGCAGGGACUCUUUUUCAGGAUCCACUGAGAAGACCGAGGAUCCCUCCGCGCGGAGUCACGCGCGCCGCCCCUUGGGGGCGUCGCAGACUCAAAACAAAAACAAGGGGUUUGUUCAGCUCUGGAGGCUGUGGCGGAGCCGGGAGGAGGUGGAGGUGCAGGGCGGGCGCGGCGCCCCGCUGAGGAGCAGGAUGCGGCCGAGGCUGUGAGGUCCGAUGCGGCUCUCGGGGCGCCGCUGAGGAGGCUGGUCCCCGAGCUCGGAGACGGGUCCGGACGCCGGGGCCGACACGAUGAAGGAUUUGGGGGCCGAGCACUUGGCAGGUGGUGAAGGGGUUCAGCUUUUCGGAUUGUUGAACUUCUACCUGGAACAAGAACAGAGAUACCAACCUCGAGAAAAAGGGCUGACCUUGAUGGAGGCUACCCCAGAGAAUGAUAACACUUUGUGUUCAAGACUGAGAAAUGCCAAAGUCGAAGAUUUAAGAAGUUUAACUAACUUUUUUGGAUCUGGCACUGAAACUUUUGUUCUGGCUGUCAAUAUUUUGGAUAGAUUCUUGGCCCUUAUGAAGGUGAAACCGAAGCACCUGCCCUGCAUUGGAGUCUGCUGCUUUUUGUUGGCAGCCAGACUAGCGGAAGAAGACUGUGAUGUUCCCCCCACACCUGACGUGAUCCGGAUCAGUCAGUGCAAAUGCACAGCGUCUGACAUUAAACGCAUGGAGAAGAUCAUCUCAGAGAAACUGCACUAUGAGCUGGAAGCUACCACUGCCUUAAACUUUUUGCACUUGUACCAUGCGAUUGUAUUUUGUCACACUUCAGAAAGGAAGGAAAUUCUGAGCCUCGAUAAGCUAGAAGCUCAGCUGAAAGCUUGUAACUGCCGACUUGUCUUCUCAAAAGCAAAACCAUCUGUAUUAGCUCUGUGCCUUCUCAAUUUGGAAAUAGAAACGAUAAAAUCUGUGGAAUUGCUGGAAAUUCUCCUGCUUGUUAAAAAACAUUUGAAGAUUAGUGACAGUGAAUUCUUUUACUGGAGGGAACUGGUUUCUAAAUGUCUAGCAGAAUAUUCUUCUCCUCAAUGCUGCAAACCUGAUCUGAAGAAGCUGGUUUGGAUUGUUUCACGGCGCACUGCGCAAAACCUCCACAACAGCUACUACAGUGUUCCUGAGCUCCCCACUAUCCCAGAGGGGGGCUGCUUUGACGGAAGUGAAAGUGAGGACUCUGGUGAAGACAUGAGUUGUGGAGAGGAGAGUCUGAGCAGCUCCCCUCCCAGUGAUCAGGACUGCACCUUCUUCUUUGACUUCCAAGUGGCUCAGACACUGUGCUUCCCACCUUAGAGUUCACAUGUCUGUGUCAGGGUUUAAAGUGUGUGUAUCUGUUUCGAAGCAAUACAUGGGGGAGUAGGUAGUUUUCUGGUCCAGCCCCCGUCUAGACAGGAAUUCGCAGACUGGAAUACCUAUCUUCUAUUUAUUAUUCAGAUCAGAUCAGAUCUGGCCUGUUUUCAUAUUUAAUCCUAAGCCAUCAAAUGGGUUAGUGCCUCUUCACAGUACUUUAAACAUUGGCACUUUAUUCUCCUGUUGACAUUUAUCUGUGGAGAAGAGGGAAGGUGCUGAUACCUUUAUUCCUUUUCCGGACUUUCAAAGAUGAAUAUUGUAGCCCAUCUGAAACCGUAGAGCCUUCGGGUGUCUUUAUUUAACAGACAAGGGCUUCCUUAGCAGGGACAGAGGGCAAUCCUUUUGUAGUUUAUCUUGGAUUUCCUUCUCCCCUGUUCUCAGAACAGAGACUACAGUACUCUUGAGUGUCAAACACCAAUUCUGUUUUUCUAAUGAUGGUGUAUUGUCUGAUCAGAUCCUCUUCAUUAAGAAUUAGAUUGACAUGUCUGUGAAUUUUAGUUUAUAAAUGUCUUGAGCUUUCUGCUGAAGCAGAAGUUCCCAUCAAGCUAGGAUUGUUAGUUGCAUCCUUAAUACCUAAGUAUUGUCAGGCUGUAGCAUCAUUUUAGUGUUACCUAAAAAGUUCAUAAUCUGCUAGUUUUGCAUGCACCUGUGUGAAAGCAGAACAGGAAGUGGAACCCAUAUGAGCAGAACAGGAAGUGGAAUUGAUAAGUGCUGAUUGAGCUCAUCUCACUUUCUUGUAUUAACAUAUCUGCAUGAUUACUUUCUAAUUGUUUUAUAAUUCACAUUUCAUAAUGUAUUGUAUAUGGGUGCCAAGAUGUGAUAUGAAGUGAAAGACCUCCAGUGUUUGUAGUGUUAGUUUAAAGCAAUUCUGUGUGGUGAUAUAGCCAAUAAGGAUGAAGAUGUGUACACUCUGGACAUGGAAAAUUUUGUACAGAGAAUUUUUAACUUUAUAAACCUAUGUGAAAAUGUAAAUCUUUAAAAAUGUACAUAAAAUACUGUAUUUUUUUUACCUUGUGUGUGUGAUAAUUGGUCAGUGCAUGUAAAUAUAAUUUAUUGUGUAUUCUAUAUUAUACUCAGACAUUGAUGACUUACUUUUUAUUAGUAAGUCAACACCCAUUGAGGUGUUUUCCAAAGUGGGUUUUUUUGAAUUCAGAAUAGGUCAUAACUCAAAAAUAAAAAUAUUAAUGGAUUCUC
Messenger RNA from Arvicanthis niloticus (Nile rat), 3266 nucleotides. Lineage: Eukaryota; Metazoa; Chordata; Mammalia; Rodentia; Muridae. The record is from RefSeq and is a predicted model, not a curated record.